AUGCCUCGUGGUCACAAGAGUAAGCUCCGUGCUCGUGAGAGGCGUCACCAAAACAAAGCUGAGGCCCAAAGUCUUAAAAGUGCUCAGGCCACUGCAGGAGAGGAAGAAGAGGCUGCUUGCUCCUCCUCUUCUGUUCUGGGGGAUGCUCCCUCGAGCUCCACUGGUGCUGGUCCUCUCCAGGCAUUUCUGAGUGCUUCAGCCAUCAACAGUACUGCUGCAGGUGUUUCAUGCGAAAGAUCCCCUGGAAAAGCCAAGGGCCAUGGUAGUAAAAGUAAAAAUUUGUCUGGGGCUUCAGCUUCCACUGGGACCCCUGGCAAAGAUCUUCUAAGUAAGAAGGCUACGCAGUUAGUAGAGUACCUGAUGCAUCAGUAUAAAAUAAAGGAGCCCAUUAGAAAGACAGACAUGCUGAAGAUAGUCCACAAAUGGUGCAAAAAGGACUUCCCUGAGAUUCUCAGGAAGGCCUCUGAUCGCAUAAAUCUGUUCUUUGGCCUAGAAUUGAAAGAAGUCAAGCCCAAUGGUAACUAUUACAUACUUGUAGACAGUCAAGGUGACACCAGCUAUGGGAGUCUGAGCAGAGGCUGGAGAUUUCCUAUUAAAGGGAUUCUGAUGCCUCUUCUGAGUAUGAUAUUCCUCAAUGGCAACCGUGCCUCUGAGAAGGAGAUCUGGGAAUUCCUGAAUAAUUUGGGCAUCUAUGAUGGAAAGAGUCACUUCAUUUUUGGAGAGCCUAGGAAGCUUAUCACCCAAGAUUUGGUGCAGGAAAAAUAUCUUGUGUACCAGCAGGUGGUCAAUAGUGAUCCUCCAUGCUAUGAGUUCCUUUGGGGUCCAAGAGCCCACGCUGAAACCAGCAAGAUGAAAGUUUUACAGUUUUUGGCCAAGCUCAAUGAUAAUGAACCCACAGCUUUCCCAGAUUUUUAUGAGGAGGCUUUGAGAGAUGAGGAGGAGAAAAGCCAAGCUGCACCCAGGGCUAGCAGUCCUUCCAAGACCAGUGGGAACCCCACAGUCACAUCCAGCCUCUACUCUCCCCCUGAGUGA
Phyllostomus discolor (pale spear-nosed bat) is the source of this 1032-nucleotide messenger RNA. RefSeq names its product melanoma-associated antigen B2-like. The coding region runs from base 1 to 1032 and encodes 343 amino acids. The record is from RefSeq and is a predicted model, not a curated record. Gene Ontology annotation, cellular component: nucleus. The transcript has a single exon. Gene Ontology annotation, biological process: negative regulation of transcription by RNA polymerase II. Lineage: Eukaryota; Metazoa; Chordata; Mammalia; Chiroptera; Phyllostomidae.